AUGGAGACUGCAAUGCUGAACUUACGGAGUCUCUACGACCAGCUCGUGCACCAGGCUGAGCUGCUGAGUGAAGGCAACGAAUCCCAGUUCAUUCAGUUAGCCAAGAGCUUCGAAGAGCACAGGAGGAGGUGGCAGAGGACGGAGCAGGAGCUGGGCAGGUACAAGGAUCUGCUCAUGAGGGCCGAGGCCGAGCGCAGCGCGCUGGACGUGAAGCUGAAACACGCCCGCAACCAGGUGGACGUGGAGAUCCAACGGCGGCAGAAAGCUGAGACAGACUGUGAGAAGCUGGAGAGGCAAAUCCAGCUGAUCCGAGAGCUGCUCAUGUGCGACGCGUCCGGGAGCAUCCAGCUGAGCGAGGAGCAGAAGUCUGCCCUCGCCUUCCUCAACAGGCCCCAGGCUUCUCUGGGGGGUCCAGCCAACAAAAGGUUGUCUACAAUAGAUGAAUCUGGCUCAAUUCUGUCAGACAUCAGCUUUGACAAGACUGAUGAGUCACUGGACUGGGAUUCCUCUGUGGUGAAAGCUGUCAGGCUGAAGAGGAGAGAGAAGCGGCGCUCUUCCAGGCAGUUCAUCGAGGGCCCACCCUGUCCCCAGAAGAAAACCCGCUCCAUUGGCUCCACAGUGGACCAGGGGAACGAAUCCAUAGUGGCAAAGACAACCCUCAUGGUCCCCAACGAUGGUGGCCCAAUUGAAGCCAUUUCCACUAUCCAGACUGUGCCCUGUGGUCUGAGAAGCCGGAGGAAGAGUGGUCCUCUGCAGCCGUGGAGCAGCGAGUCCAGCCUUGGCAGCAAGCAGCCAGACUCCAAAUCAGAGACUGAGAGCUGUGGCACCCCCCAGAGCAACGGGGGGGUGAGGCUGCACGACUUUGUCUCCAAGACGGUUAUCAAGCCAGAGUCGUGUGUGCCUUGUGGGAAGAGGGUGAAAUUUGGGAAGAUCUCCCUGAAGUGCCGGGACUGCCGCGUGGUCGCCCACCCCGAGUGCCGGGACCGCUGCCCCCUGCCCUGCAUCCCCACCCUGACAGGCACCCCAGUCAGAAAUGGGGAGGGGACCCUGAUGGACUUUGUCCCUUCUACUCCUCCAAUGAUCCCUUCCAUCAUAGUGCACUGUGUUAACGAGAUCGAGCAGCGAGGGCUGCACGAGAUGGGCCUCUACCGGGUGUCUGGCUGCGACAAGACUGUGAGGGAGCUGAAAGAGAAGUUUCUCAGAGGAAAAAACAUCCCUUUGCUCAGCAAGGUGGAUGAUAUCCACGCUGUCUGUGGCCUUCUCAAGGACUUCCUGCGCAGCCUGAAGGAGCCUCUCCUCACCUUCCGCUUAAACAAGACCUUCAUGGAAGCUGCAGAAAUCUCAGAUGAGGACAACAGUGUUGCUGCUUUGUAUCAAGCCAUUGGUGAACUUCCUCAGGCCAACAAGGACACCCUGGCUUUCCUCAUGAUCCACCUGCAGAGGGUGGCUCAAAGCCCAGAGACUAAAAUGGAUGUUACCAACUUGGCCAAAGUCUUUGGCCCCACGAUAGUUGCCCAUGCAGUGCCUGACCCUGACCCCAUGACCCUCCUGCAGGACACGAAGCGACAGCCCAAGGUUGUGGAGAGACUUCUGCUGCUCCCCAUGGACUACUGGAGCCAGCUGAUGAUGGUGGAGCAGGAAAACAUCGACCCAGCACACGUCAUUGAGAACACCAAUGCCUUCUCCACUCCACAGACCCCUGAUGUUAAAGUGAGCAUGCUUGGACCCCUCACCACUCCAGAGCAGCAGCUCUCCAAGACCCCCUCAUCCAACUCCCUGUCCCAGAGGGUCAGGUCCACCUUCAGCAAAACCACCCCCAAAUUUGGGAGCAAAAGCAAGUCAACGACCCAGCUUGGGCAUCAGGGCAACUUCUUUGCCUCUCCUCUGCUGAAGUGA
Messenger RNA from Merops nubicus (carmine bee-eater), 1896 nucleotides. RefSeq names its product Rac GTPase activating protein 1 (gene RACGAP1). The record is from RefSeq and is a predicted model, not a curated record. The transcript is spliced from 16 exons. NCBI's taxonomy places the organism in Eukaryota, Metazoa, Chordata, Aves, Coraciiformes, Meropidae. Gene Ontology annotation, biological process: signal transduction. The coding region runs from base 1 to 1896 and encodes 631 amino acids.